Molecule: messenger RNA, 1117 nt
Organism: Labrus mixtus (cuckoo wrasse)
Lineage: Eukaryota; Metazoa; Chordata; Actinopteri; Labriformes; Labridae
Exons: 1
Coding region: 1-813 (270 amino acids)
Source: RefSeq, a predicted model, not a curated record
AUGCACAGAACUCAUCAUCAUGAGCACAGAGCCAAGAUCUACUUCAGAGAUGUGAAUGUUAUCCUGACUGGCUUGAUGAGUCCCAAAGAACUCAUUUUGUUCCUUUCUGGUCCACCUCUUGAGAUAGAGGUUCAUGAUCGAGACAGAAAGUUGGAAGAACAACCGAAACCUCCAGUAAAGUCUGGCAUGGGGUCAGAUGAUGACACCCUGUGUGGUAUGGCACAAUCAAAACAGACGACAGCAAAUAUGAACUCCUAUGGAAUUGCAAGCCUGAACCUCUGUGAGCUGCUAUGUGGAAAGAAAAGCCUUAACGUGCAUUUGCCAAUAAAAUGCUGCCCACCCACUCCACUGCAGCACUGGGAGCAAAGUGCACCUAGCAGGACUAUGUCAGAUACAUUAGCACACAGUGAGCCCAUGCCACAAGGACAUUAUUUGGAGGCCAAUUCCACACUAAAAGUCAAGGUUGAGCUAGCUUGUCCACUAAAUAAUAAGAAUGACAGUUGUGAAUUAGACCCCUUUUACAGGCCAUUUGGGCGCAUCAUCUACCUUUUUGAUUACAACAACUUGUCUGUGAUGACCAAGCUGAGGUCAGAGAUCCUCAGAAUCAAUGCAUCAGCCUUCCAUGUGGGCUCACAGGAAAAUAUAGAGAAAGCCCUAUCAAAUGACAUAAUGAAUUUCAAGCUUGAUGAGAGCCAGGAUCUGGACUUCGUUACCGGAUUCCAUGUGGUAGAUAAGAGGACGCACAUCUUUGUUCUUGAAGGGCUGAAACAUAAAGCAGUGAAGAGACUUUGGGAGGCUGUUCCGAUGAAGUAAGCACAAGAACUAAAUCUUGCCAAACAGCCAACUAACAGUUUUCAGCUGUUCUGUCUACUGAAAUUGAGUGUUUAAAUUCCAGUGAGAAUCCUAAAGUCAGUGUGAUGUGUUGCAGGCUAAGUGGGAGUGUGGAGGAGCAUGUGAUAGUCCGCUACAACUCAGACAUGGGUUUCUUCAAGCGCAUCUAUGACUCAUUAGAUGUGAGCCUGAGUCCCACUCAUUUACGUGAGUCUUUAGAGACCAUCAUGAGACAGCCAGUGGUCUACAUAAGAGGCAAAGUCUCCCCAGCCUGCUUCCACGCUUU